Messenger RNA from Hibiscus syriacus, 399 nucleotides. Its product is annotated as 16 kDa phloem protein 2-like. The record is from RefSeq and is a predicted model, not a curated record. Lineage: Eukaryota; Viridiplantae; Streptophyta; Magnoliopsida; Malvales; Malvaceae. Bases 79 to 327 code for a protein of 82 amino acids. The transcript has 3 exons.
ACAUGGCGGUUGACUAGCUCUGUGGGAUCUGGUCUGUCAUCACACAUUCUUCUUUCUCGAUCUCUACGCUCUAAAAACAUGCCUCACGGAACCCUUCAAGUUGUUCUUGUUAGUGCCAAGGGCCUUGAGAACACAGAUUUUCUCUGUAACAUGGAUCCUUAUGUGCUUCUCACUUGCCGAACACAGGAGCAGAAAAGCAGCGUUGCAUCAGGAAAAGGAUCAGAACCCGAAUGGAACGAGAAUUUUGAAUUCAACAUCUCUGAAGGUGUUUCGGAACUCAAAGUGAAAAUACUAGUUUUCAAUCCUAGUUUCUGUUCCAGCAACUAAUUAUCUUGUUUGAUUUCGAACUGUUAUCGUGUCUCUUUGAGUUUUAUUUUGGUUACUUGUGACACUGGGACA